Jaminaea rosea is the source of this 2590-nucleotide messenger RNA. RefSeq lists its product as hypothetical. The transcript has 2 exons. Bases 159 to 2267 code for a protein of 702 amino acids. The record is from RefSeq and is a predicted model, not a curated record. Lineage: Eukaryota; Fungi; Basidiomycota; Exobasidiomycetes; Microstromatales.
CGUUACCAACCUAACCAUCCUCAGCACCACCACCACCAUCAUCGUCACAGCCCGCCACCGUCAACAGUAUACAGCAUUUCAGGGGUUGAAGCUGGAGGUGCUGCUUCAAUCGCUUUCAUCUUCGUCUACACCGCCGCCCGCCCAGACUCCCUGCCACGAUGCCCUCCCGCGACGACGGCACAGCAUCGGCUCCCCUCCUGGGCGGCCAGGACGAGCCUCGCGAUGUCCGCUUCGCCAUCUCUGAAGAAGAUGCAGAGGAUCCUCGUGGGUCAGUCCAGGCAGAGCAAGAGGAGGAGGAGGAUGUGUCAAACAAAUAUCCCCCACCCUCAUCACUCCCGCCGUCAUAUAGAGAAGCAACACAUCGCCGCGAUCCCUGGUACAAGUCUGAGGUGGCCCUCUCACUCCAUCACUACGGCAGAAUAUGUCUAGGUGGCUCAACCAGCUUCUUGCGCAAAUACUGGCCGACGAGUAGAUUUGCGCAGGCAGGCUUCUUUAUUGUAGGACUGUGGAUCCUCGUCAUCGUCAGCGGGCCGACGUGGGACAAGACGAGCAGAUUAGGCAUGGGCAACGGGAUAGAUGAUCUCCUCACAGCCCUUCCGCCGCCGCCGCUAAUGGGAGAUGGGCACUACCUCCAAUCAGCUGUGUGGUCCUCUCCAGCCUCAUGUCACCCAACCCGACACGGAAUGGCGACCUACUGCACUCGCACAACGAACUUCAAUCUCACCUACCCGCGGGCGGCAAAUUCCUUCCACUCAUCGGACAAAGUAUUCAUCUUUGUCGACCCCCUGCGCGGCCACGGAUUCAGCGACGAGCGCGGUCGAGCCCCGGCGACUGUAGAGGUCCAAGUAGAUGACAAGGCACCCAAAGAAGAGGCUAUGGUCAAGGUGGAGGCUCGCUAUGAGCAGGAACUUCAGGCGCUGCUGGAGAGAGCGAAUGUCGGGCUUAUGAGCGCGGGAAUCAGGGAUAGGGGCGUGGGCAUCUAUACGUGGCCCCUGCCCUACCAUCUGAGAGUGGUGCCGCAGCACGUCUACCCUUACCCGCUGCUCUCAUUCAAGAUCGUGGUCAAAUUGCAUCCAGAGGCACAGAUCCCGAACUUUGUCCUUGACGGAGCGAACAUGGACGUAGGGAUGUUCAGGGACCUGCCCGGCCAGGGCAAGAUGAAUGUUGUUGCGCCAGCCAAAACCACGAUCGGCAAGCAGGAACGACGCAGCGAGGAAGGUCUCCAAAUGCUGGACAUUGGACGCCUCAAGACCGCCACCUCGAAUCUUCGUCUCGGCCACGCCAUAGGCAAGCAUCGCGCCGAGGUCCGGCAAGCGCUGAGGAAACGCGCGGACGACACCUCCUCCUGGCCCUUCUUCGGCAUCGUCCGUCUUCUGACCGGGCAAGGUGAUGUCCUCUUUGGCGGGCGUACUCAUGUCAUGGGGCACAUUUGGGCAGCGACAAAGGCAGGCAAGAUCGACCUCGGCGAAGAGGCUAGGCUCAGGGGUAUCGAAGUGCACCUCGAAGCCGAGCCGGCUCAACCUCAUACGCAUGGCGAGGAGGUGGCCAAGGCGACGGCCAUGUCGUCCGGUGGGGAUAUCCUGCUGGGGAAGGGGACGCAAAUCGACGCAAAGGAUAUCGUCUCGCUCACUUCGCGCGGCGCGAGGGGGAUCGCCCUAGGGGACGAUGCGUGGAUCUCUGCGACGCGCCUGAACGCAGACGUAAAGGGCGCUGGUGGCAUAGCGUCCGCAGACUCAGCGGAGUGGCGCACAAAUCAUAGUCUCGUCCUCAACGCCCCUUCAGGAGGGAUCGUUGCUCCCGUGUCCGUCUCGCCGCCCGCACGUCGUGAGCUGGGCACAGGGACGGAGCAGCGCGCCUGGGUAGGAGUGGACGCAACUGCAGGCAAGGGCGACGUGGCGUUGCGCUUCAAGAGUCACGAGGCUGGCACACCGGUGAGGGUGAAUGCGAAGAGUCAAGAGAGGGGCAGCGUGGAGGUGGUGAUGCGGCCCGAAUUCGCCGGAACGUGGCACGUCAAGGCGCCGAACCGCGCUGGAUCGAGCGUUACGCCGCCCAGGACUGGGAGCGACGGCAAGGAUGCGAGAGGAGCGAGAGUUUUCGAGAGCAAGGAUGUGCAAGCGGGCAAGGAGGCGUUCGAGGCCUCAGGCGAGGUGUGGUGGCGCAAGAAGGAAGGCGACAAGCAUGCGACGGGAGAGGCGUGGGGCAGCGUUGAGAUUGAGGCUGCGGCAGGGAGCAAGGAGGCGGCUGCCAGGCUGUCCUUUGAUGGGUGAGAAAGGGCACUGGCACUUGCCUGCGACACAGCUGUCCAUAUUUGAUGCGGGCAAGCCGGUGUGCUUCCUCUCCGGGUACGCACACUAUCACCUCUCAUUGACUUUACUCCAUGCCGAAUCGGAAUUGUAUCAUUGUUCCCCUCAGCUAAAUGGAUUGGCAACUAGAGAGGCUCACCUGGGCAGUAAUGGAGGCUGCUGCAGCUCUCGAGGGUAUGUGUGAGAUCUAGAUGUAUUAUGGUAGAGCGCAUGAGGGAAGAACCGCCUACAACCUCCAGCCAGUGGCGCCUACCCGGUCUUGUUUAGGUGGCUCACGGUAAUGCCAU